Notechis scutatus (mainland tiger snake) is the source of this 343-nucleotide messenger RNA. Lineage: Eukaryota; Metazoa; Chordata; Lepidosauria; Squamata; Elapidae. The record is from RefSeq and is a predicted model, not a curated record.
CCCAGGAUUACUUGCUCUUCUGCGAGAUCCUGCUGCAGCGGCCCAUCAACAUGGCGGAGCUGGCGCUCUCCAACGUGUUGACCCGGGAGGAGGAGGCCUACAUGCGCGACAUGGCCAAGCACCACUUCGACUGCAUCAUGCGGGUGCUGAGGGACCUGCCCCGCGCCAUGCUGCUCGUCUUCCGGAACAUCAACACCGUGCGGGGCAUCAACGUGGCACUGGGGGUGCCCGUGGACCGCUACUACAUCAUGGCCAGAAGGUGGGAGCCAGAAGCCGUGGCCUAGAGGCGGAGCUCUCGCCACACAAUCAGGAGGCUGUGAGUUCGAUCCUAGGCAGAGGCUAA